Messenger RNA from Fusarium fujikuroi IMI 58289, 1032 nucleotides. RefSeq lists its product as uncharacterized. Gene Ontology annotation, cellular component: membrane. Bases 1 to 1032 code for a protein of 343 amino acids. The transcript is spliced from 2 exons. The record is from RefSeq and is a predicted model, not a curated record. Gene Ontology annotation, molecular function: copper ion transmembrane transporter activity. Lineage: Eukaryota; Fungi; Ascomycota; Sordariomycetes; Hypocreales; Nectriaceae. Gene Ontology annotation, biological process: copper ion transmembrane transport.
AUGGCCUGUCCCAUCGUAGUGGUUGAGGGAAGGUCGAAUACUGCUGCAGCUACCUUCCUUGUUUUUGCUCCUUCGCUAACAAACUCAUUUGGACUUUCCACGUUCGUCGCAGGAUCUAUCUAUAUCUUCUUUUCUUGCAGUCUUGCAGUCUUGCUUUUCUUCUCCAUCAUCAUCAUCAUCAUCAUCCACUUGCUUCAACAAUCAACUUCCAUCAAACGAUCAACAAAGACAUCGCUUUGCUAUAGCUUUGCAACAUGCCUCCAAUCACAAGUCACAAUCUACCCACCGCUACAAUGCCUCCGACUUCUGCAGCUGCCCCCGCCAACUUCAGCUCUGGGGAGUCUAGGUCUUGCCUUACAAACCCUAUGCUUUGGAACUGGAACACUAUUGGUGUCUGCUUUAUUUCCGAGGCGUGAUAUAGAUUCCGGGGCCUUGUUUGCCACCACCUGCCUCGCCGCCUUUGGUCUGGCCUUAUUUCUUCAAUUCGCACGUCGUGCCUCUAGAGAAUGGGAGCGUCACCUAUUCGCCAGAAACGUCGGCAAUCCUCGAGCAUUCUUUGAUCCCAUUACUGGAAUUGAACUUGCCCCCCUUCAACCCGCUGCCGCUCAACCCGCUGCCGCUCAACCUGCUGAUGCUCAACCUGCUGAUGCUCAAUCUGCUGAUGCUCAAUCUGCUGGUGGUCAACCUGCUGAUGCUGCUCAACCUGCUCAACCUGCUCAACCUGCUCAACCUGCUCAACCUGCUCCCGCUAAUGGCCCCGGCAAUGGUCAAGAUGCCGCCAACCGCCUUCCCCCUUUUUGUCCCAGCUUCGUGGAACAUAUUAUCGAGGCUUCACUGCGCACGCUUCAGGUUGUCGUGACCUAUGUCCUCAUACUAAUGGCUGUUUCCUUCAAUGGUUACAUCAUCAUUUGUAUCUUCAGCGGUCAUUUCUUUGGUACUGUAUUGUUCUGGCGAGAACCGGUGGCCAAAGCCAACAAACCAAAUGUUUAUCAGCGUCUUUUCCAGCGGCCUAUCGUUUUUGGUAAUGUUUAG